Messenger RNA from Triticum aestivum (bread wheat), 1784 nucleotides. RefSeq names its product probable sodium/metabolite cotransporter BASS2, chloroplastic. Gene Ontology annotation, cellular component: membrane. The transcript is spliced from 14 exons. NCBI's taxonomy places the organism in Eukaryota, Viridiplantae, Streptophyta, Magnoliopsida, Poales, Poaceae. The record is from RefSeq and is a predicted model, not a curated record. The coding region runs from base 222 to 1511 and encodes 429 amino acids.
AGGCGCACGUCCGUCGACAAAGAGGGAGCCACCUGACCUGAUCCACAGGCGCGCCGCGGCCAAGCCGCCCGGAUGUGUGGUUCUCCCGGCGCCCCUCGAUUCCCUCGUCCCCACUGCUGCUCUCCCCGUCGACGACAACGCCAGCGCCACCACUCUCAAGAGUCUUAAACCCUCACUCCUCUCCUUCCACCACCUCUCCACACACACCAUCUCUGUCAGACAUGGCGCCUUCCGCGACCUGCCCUCUCCACUCCAUGGCAUCCGUCUCCCGCGCUCUCCGCCCGCGCCCGCGUCUCGCCGCUCCUCGUCUCGGAUGCGGACUGAGAGUUGGAUGCUCUGUGCCAGCAUAUGGAAGUGCUGCCACGGAGAAGGCCGAGUGGGGAUUGGCCAUUGCGCCCUCACCAGCGACCACUCUUGUUCCGGUUGUCAGUUGCUUUUGUCGAGUGUUGACUGGUCACUAUAUAUACGCUAAUGUGAGGAGCCGUCAAAUUUUCUGCAAGGCAGAAGCUAACAUUUCUAGUAACCUGCCAGCGAGCAAGCCUACUGGAGCAAGCCAGUACGAGAAAAUAGUUGAGCUACUCACUACUCUUUUCCCUGUCUGGGUCAUAUUAGGUACAGUUAUUGGCAUCUACAAGCCAUCAAUGGUCACCUGGUUGGAGACUGAUCUUUUUACCGUGGGCCUAGGAUUCCUAAUGUUGUCAAUGGGACUAACAUUAACAUUUGAAGAUUUCAGGAGAUGUUUAAGGAAUCCAUGGACAGUUGGUGUGGGAUUUCUUGCGCAGUAUUUGAUCAAACCUAUGCUAGGAUAUGCUAUCGCAUUGUCAUUGAAGUUAUCUGCUCCUCUUGCAACUGGUCUUAUUUUGGUCUCAUGUUGUCCUGGUGGUCAAGCAUCAAACGUUGCAACUUACAUAUCCAAAGGAAAUGUGGCACUUUCAGUUCUUAUGACCACUUGCUCGACUAUUGGUGCUAUAGCGAUGACACCACUCCUUACUAAACUCCUUGCUGGUCAAUUAGUCCCUGUUGAUGCUGCAGGCUUGGCCAUCAGUACUUUUCAGGUUGUUUUAGUACCGACUAUCGUUGGAGUGUUGGCACAUGAGUAUUUUCCCAAGUUUACCGAGCGGAUUAUCUCCAUAACACCACUGAUAGGGGUCAUCCUCACCACCUUGCUUUGUGCUAGCCCUAUUGGGCAAGUCGCAGAAGUGUUGAAAACUCAAGGUGCUCAACUUAUUCUCCCUGUUGCUCUGCUGCAUGCUGUUGCAUUCGCUCUUGGCUAUUGGAUCUCGAAAUGGUCUUCUUUCGGGGAAUCAACUUCUAGAACCAUCUCAAUUGAGUGUGGGAUGCAGAGUUCUGCGCUUGGAUUUUUACUUGCCCAAAAGCACUUCACAAACCCUCUUGUUGCUGUUCCUUCUGCUGUCAGUGUUGUGUGCAUGGCGCUCGGAGGCAGUGCUCUUGCAGUAUUCUGGAGAAACAGAGGCCUUCCAGCAGAUGACAAGGACGAUUUCAAGGAAUGAAUGAAGCAAAAACAAUCCUAGGCUCCAGCUUCUAGUCGUUCCAUGUUUUAGUUGAGCGUGGUUACGUCAGAGAAUUUUUUAUAUUCCCAUAUUUUAGGUAUGUAAAACACAAAACAGGAUAAGGACGUUUGUUUAUUCUAGAUAAUUGAUUAUUGGUAGGAAGGACCCUUGUUAAUGAUUUAGGCAAGGCUUUGCAAUUAAGUUUGGUGUGUAAUGUAUUUUUCAUCUUCUAAAUAAAUAAGCUGCUUCUCAGACAAAGCAGUAAUUCGUUUA